AUGCUGCUGGCUGCUGUGGCUACGGUCGCGGCACUGGCUGUGCUGCAAUGCCAGCCCACAGAGGGCUUGAGCACUCGCACGGCGGAACGCGUCCGUCCAGUGGCCAACGCAACGACUUCCUUCUCUUCGGCGAGCGGCAAUGCGUGGGACGCUGGCCGCCCGCCUUGCACGGACAACUUCCUCGCCAUCACCGCCGACAACACCUACGUCGACAUUGGAGACAACCAGCGCGCAAGCGUGCUUGGGCUCGAGCUGGACGCCGGCGUGGUUGGCGGCGUGCUGAUUGGCGUGGGCGGCGCGCUCGAAAUCUCCGGACCCGAGGUGCUGGAGGAGCCGUCCCCGUGCCCGUCCUUGCGCGACGUCUCCAGCCGCAUGAUGACGCCAACCAGCGUGAGCGUGAGCUGGGAAACCAACUCCGUUGACGCCUUCUUGUUCCUCACUGUCAACGACAACGUCUACGACAUAACGGAUACCAGCGCCAUCGCUGUCGCCGACUCUGGCGACGAGGAGUCCCCGCCUCGCUACCAGUGGAUCUCCGAGGUGGAGUAUUCCGAAAGCCAGUCCAUCACCCUUCGGGCCGUCGCCAAAGACACCAACAACACGGCCUCUUGGUCCACUGUCCACGAUCCCGUGUCCAGGGCCGUCCAGUGGGUGCAAACCGGCGCAAACGGUGGCCCACUCUCCUGGGCCGAUGCCGGCACUGAGCACUGGAAGCCACGGCAGCCGUGUGACUCCGAUCACACGCUCCUGCGCUCGUCCGGAGGCUCAUACGAGGUCACCCUCAACAGCGCAGUCGUCGUCAACAGCAUUCAGUUUGAUCUCUCCACUGGCAUUGUUCUGGACACAAACGGCGAGCUCAUUUUGGAGCUUGCUCCGCCAGGCAGCACCUGCGAUGAUGGCGACCCCUUUUUCACAACCACCACCCCCACAACCACGACACCCACAGCGACCACAGCAACCACGACAACACCAGCCAGCAACACCACGGCGCCUGCCCUCGGGCCAUCAACAACAGGAACAACGACCACGACAACAACCAAAGGCAGCGGCGCAGACAGCUCGACGAGCUCAUCGUCGUCCACCAUUCCCAUCGCUGCCGGUGCAGGCGGUGGCGGGCUCGUCAUCAUUGUCAUCAUUGUCGUGCUUGUGGUGCGCGCGCGGAAACGCCACAAGCUGCGCCCCGCCCUCGCAGACGGCAAAAGCACUGCCAACAUGUUUACCAACCCUGCGUACGACGGCGCAUAUGCGGGCGGCAUGGAGCCAAACGCGCUGUACGCGGGAGGUGGCGGUGGUGACGGGCAGCAUCCCGCCCACGAGCAGAACGUGCUCUACGAGUCGUCAAGCAGCGGAUACACGCCCGCGUCGUCCGCGUCCACGCCUGGGCAGGUGCCCAACGUCCUGUACGAGGGCAGCGGUCAGCAGCAGGCAGCACCGCCGCUCGCAGAUUACGAGGCCGUUCCCGACGACGACGACGACGACGACGUGUACGCCUCUGCCGGCGACAUCAAUCAGCAACCGCUCCAGACAAGGGCCUCACGCCUGCGCUCCAACCCGUCAUACAACGACACUGUCUUCACGGAGACACCACUUGGCUUUGGCCAGCCAGAUGCACAGGCCUGA
Messenger RNA from Salpingoeca rosetta, 1620 nucleotides. RefSeq lists its product as uncharacterized. The record is from RefSeq and is a predicted model, not a curated record. The coding region runs from base 1 to 1620 and encodes 539 amino acids. The transcript is spliced from 2 exons. NCBI's taxonomy places the organism in Eukaryota, Choanoflagellata, Craspedida, Salpingoecidae.